UAGCGUACUGCGUAGCAGAGUGAGUGGGUGACUGGAGUGAGUGGCAGCUCAGCUCAGCGUCAGCUGGACUGGAGUGUGAGCGUGAGUGAGUGUGUGUUGUCUUCCAUCGAAGGAGGGGGGGAUUGGAUUUGUUUUGUUUCGGAGCGAGGCGAGGAAGGAGACAGGGAGGCCCCAGCGGCGAUGAUGCUCUCUGCUCUUGCUCUUCCUUCUCACUCCCCAAAGAGGAUCGAUGGAAGGGGACGACAAGUGGAAGCUGAGCAAGAAGGGGCGGAGCAGAUCGGGGAGGAACUACUUCUCCUCCGACGCCGGCGGAACCAGCGGAACCGGAGGGCUGAGCCGGAGCUUCUCUGCCAGCGUCGCCGGCACCAGGGACCCUGGCGGCGCAUCGAGCUCGAAGAAGGAGCAGCAGGAGCAGGAGCAGCAGGGGCGGCGGCUGUCGAAGAAGUGCGUGGAGGCGGUGAAGGAGCACCGGGCGCGCUUCUACAUCGUCCGCCGCUGCGUCUCCAUGCUCGUCUGCUGGCGCGACUACUGAGCUUGAGCUUAACUAGCCACAUUGAUUCAUUCUUCUUCGUCUCAUUCAAAACUUCUUUCUUUUCUUCUUUACUUUCCUUUGUGCUACUCCAUUAUUGUACUGUUGUAGAGAGCUGCCUGCAUUUCCUCCCUCUCCUCCUCUUUUUUCUUGGCCUGGCCAAAGCCGAGCCGAGCUAAGCUCUCUCUCUAUAUAUAUAAUCUUAGCCUCUUCUUCUUGUUCCUCUCGCUGGAUUCCUUCCUGAUUGGACCAUUUUGGUUGUCGAAUUCCGCUGU
Brachypodium distachyon (stiff brome) is the source of this 804-nucleotide messenger RNA. RefSeq lists its product as uncharacterized. The transcript has 2 exons. Gene Ontology annotation, biological process: negative regulation of cell population proliferation. Bases 230 to 532 code for a protein of 100 amino acids. NCBI's taxonomy places the organism in Eukaryota, Viridiplantae, Streptophyta, Magnoliopsida, Poales, Poaceae. The record is from RefSeq and is a predicted model, not a curated record.